Dama dama (fallow deer) is the source of this 1538-nucleotide messenger RNA. RefSeq names its product myeloid cell surface antigen CD33-like. NCBI's taxonomy places the organism in Eukaryota, Metazoa, Chordata, Mammalia, Artiodactyla, Cervidae. The transcript has 7 exons. Gene Ontology annotation, cellular component: plasma membrane. The coding region runs from base 102 to 1193 and encodes 363 amino acids. Gene Ontology annotation, molecular function: sialic acid binding. Gene Ontology annotation, biological process: cell adhesion. The record is from RefSeq and is a predicted model, not a curated record.
CUCCUCCCCAGCCUCCACGGGUCUCCCCGCAGCCCUACCUCCCUCUCGCCUUCCCCUUCUCUUUUCACACACAGGACGCCCAGACACCCUCCGGCUCAGACAUGCUGCCGCUGCUGCUGCUGCCGCUGCUGUGGGCAGCGUCCCUGGCUCAGGAUCCGAGAUACUGGCUGAAGAUGCAGCCGUCCGUGUCGGUGCAGGAGGGCCUGUGUGUCCGCGUGCCCUGCUCCUUCUCCUAUGACACGGACGUCUUCAGUGCUUCUAGCCCUGUUCACGGCUUCUGGUUCCGGGAAGGGGCCGGUGUAAACUCGGAUGCCCCCGUGGCCACAAACAAAUUAGAUCGUCAAGUUCAGGAGGAGGCCCAGGGCCGAUUCCACCUCCUCGGGGACCCCAGGAACAACAACUGCUCCCUGGAGAUCAGAGACGCCAGGAAGAGCGACAGCGGUUCCUACUCUUUUCGUGUGGAAAGAGGAAGUAUCAAAUGGAGUUACACGUCUGAACAGUUCUUCUUGAAUGUGACAGCCCUCACCCACCAGCCCCACGUCCUCAGCCCGGGGGCCCUGGAGGCCGGCCGCCCCGGGAACCUGACCUGCUCUGUGCCCUGGGCCUGCGAGCGGGCCACGCCCCCCAUCUUCUCCUGGACGUCAGCUGCCCCCAGCUCCCUGGGCCCCAGGACCCCCUUCUCGUCGGUGCUCACCCUCACCCCACGGCCCCAGGACCACGGCAGCAGGCUCACCUGCCAGGUGAAGUUCCCCAGAAGCGGGGUGAUGGUGGAGCGGACCAUCCUGCUCAAUGUCACCGGUGCUUCACAGAACCCAAGCAAUAUAUGCGCAGGUGACAGCACAGGGGAAUCGGGGACGGGGGCAGGAGUGACCGAGGGGGCCAUCGCGGGAGCUGGUGUCACCAUGCUGCUUGUUCUCUGCUUCGGCCUCAUCUUCUUCGUAGUGAAGACCUACAGGAAGAAGGUAGCCAAGACCGCACUGGACAUGGAGGACAUCUACUCUGCUGCAAAGCCAGCUUCCCUGGAUCGCCAGCAGGAAUCCAAGUCAGAGGAAUCUUCUGACCCCACAAGUUACACAGGGGCCACCCCCUCUUUGGAGUUGGAGCAGGAGUUGCAUUAUUCCUCCAUCAUCUUCCGUGGGGAGAAGCCUCGGGAGAGCCCUCACUCAGAAUAUGCGGAGAUCAGGACCAAGUGAGGCACCAGGGGCAGUAUGAGCCUCAGCGUCGGGACGUCCAUAUCCUCCGCAGGAAGGAGGACCCACAGGCUAAUUCUUGGAGACCUAACACCCCCGUCAGCAGUGGGUUCAUGAACCUGCACAUUUCCUGCUAUAUGUCUUAGGCUUUGCAAUCACAGAGACCUGGGGUCACACCCAUGCUCUUUCAUUUAUUAAGAAAGUAGCAUCUUGUGACCCACCUACCCUGACCCCCAUCCACCAUGCCUUGGUUUCCUGCUUUGGUGAAACAGACAUGAGAAGUCCAGCCUCACAGGGCUGUUGUGAGGAUUAAAUGGAAGUAUGAAAUAUGCAACAGAAGUCUUGAUA